Messenger RNA from Labeo rohita (rohu), 1474 nucleotides. It is a transcript of the gene hormad1, whose product is annotated as HORMA domain containing 1. The transcript is spliced from 15 exons. Bases 159 to 1220 code for a protein of 353 amino acids. The record is from RefSeq and is a predicted model, not a curated record. NCBI's taxonomy places the organism in Eukaryota, Metazoa, Chordata, Actinopteri, Cypriniformes, Cyprinidae.
CUCGUGUACUCGAUCGGUGGAUGGCGCGCGGGAGUGACUGACGGUUAAAAAGUCGGUUGAGAUAGAUAGGCCAACAUAAUAAUCAUCAUCACUCUUCAGGCAAUUUCAACUUCAUCUGAUGCUAAUUUUUGGCUUUUGACUGGUCAUUUGUUACAGUCAUGAUGGCUUGCGAACAGAAACAGCGCCCUGUUCAGAGCUGUCAAAUGCUGCCUGAUGUGGUGUCCUCCGAGCAACAGUCACUUGUGCUUGUGAAGAAACUUUUAGCCAUUGCGGUCUCAAGCAUCACUUACCUCAGGGGUCUUUUCCCCGAAAAGGCCUAUGGGCGCAAAUAUGUUGGAGAGCUUAAAGUCCUAAUCCUGCGAGAGCAUAGCUGUCCUGGUGCUCAGCAGAUUGUGCAGUGGUUGCAGGGAUGUUUUGAUGCACUUCAAAAAAGAUACCUGCGCAUGGUUCUUCUGUCAAUUUACUGUGAUCCAGACAAUCCACAGAAAGUGACUGAAUGCUACCAGUUUAAAAUCAAGUACACAGAGAAUGGACCUCAGUUGGACUUUGAGAGCAAAAAUGGGCAGAGUCUGACAAAAAUGGCCUGUGACAACACCCAGAAAUCCAGUAUGCUGCUGGUGCGCAAGCUUUACAUGCUGAUGCAAAAUCUCGGCCCGCUGCCUGACAACAUCUGCCUCAACAUGAAACUCUUCUACUAUGAUGAUGUGACCCCUCAGGAGUAUCAGCCACCUGGCUUCAAGGACGAUGACAGCGAGACGCUGAUAUUUGAGAGGGAACCAGUAAAUCUGACCAUGGGAGAGGUGGUCACACCUUUUCAUAGCCUCAAAAUGAGCGUCACCACUGAGCGGUUUGAUGGGGAGGAGGAAGUAUGUGUGGGUACAAAAUGGUCUUUGAAAAUGUAUGAGGAUGGAAUGAUGUCUGAGACCUCAGUUCAGCAGGAGUGCAUGAAAAAGGAGAAUGUCAUCACUGACGCUGGCAUUGAAUACUCAGAAACUCAGGAAAACUCACAACAGGCUCACAGAAGCAGCAAGGAGGAUCUUAACAUGACAAAUACAAAGAUGGACAGUCUGGUAAAGAAAACUGCUGAUCUUAAGGUGGAAGCAAGGAAGACCAGGAGCGGACGCAUCUUUGAGCCUCAGAUCUCUCAGUUAGAGUUCCCGCUGAGCCAAGAUCCCCAGCCGUCAGCCCCGAAGAGGCGAAAAGUCAGUGUACCUAAAUAACCUUGUGUUGUACACUCACAGUAUUUCUAGUAUAGUCACACAGAAAUACUUUUUUGAUUCAUUCAGUUGCAGAAAUGCAUUGUUAACAAGUUUUAUGCUUCAAGGGCAUGUGAUAACAUGAGGGGUGCACAAAUGAAUGUUGUUAUUUAUGUUAGUUUUCUACUAGAUAAAUUCAAACUGGUGUUUUGGAAAUGUUAGUAGCAAUGUAAUGUAAAAGCGAUGCAAUGAGUCCACUAGAUGGCAGCAUGCACUGU